AUGAUUGUUGCGACGGAGGGUAAUGGGCCAUCUGGUGGCAGCGCCGUCACGGGAUAUGGUGGCGGACCACCGGAUGUCGGUGUUGUCACAAGAGAUGGUGGUAGGCCACCAGAUGAUGGUGUUGGUUCAAGAGACGGUGGCGGGCCGCCAGAUAGUGGUACUACUUCAAGGGGUGGUGGCGGGCCGUCGGAGGAUGGCGCUACUCCAAGAGGAGGUGGUAGGCCACCGGAAGAUGGUGCUACUUCAGGAGAAGGUUGUGGGCCACCGGGAGAUGGUGCUGCUGGGGUGUUGACUGCUUCCAACAACGCCAUCGAGUGUAUCGGGCUAUGUGGUGGUUCCGAUGACUCACCCGCCGUCUUCUUCGUCAUGCGUGGUUAA
Molecule: messenger RNA, 378 nt
Organism: Lactuca virosa
Lineage: Eukaryota; Viridiplantae; Streptophyta; Magnoliopsida; Asterales; Asteraceae
Source: the annotation of a GenBank genome assembly